Molecule: messenger RNA, 2210 nt
Organism: Lethenteron reissneri (Far Eastern brook lamprey)
Lineage: Eukaryota; Metazoa; Chordata; Hyperoartia; Petromyzontiformes; Petromyzontidae
Product: nicotinamide/nicotinic acid mononucleotide adenylyltransferase 2-like
Biological process (GO): NAD+ biosynthetic process
Cellular component (GO): Golgi apparatus
Molecular function (GO): nicotinamide-nucleotide adenylyltransferase activity; nicotinate-nucleotide adenylyltransferase activity
Source: RefSeq, a predicted model, not a curated record
UUGCUGCUGCUCUAGGCAGUGCUGGUAUUGCUGCUGCUGCUGCUCUAGGCAGUGCUGAUAUUGCUGCUGCUCUAGGCAGAGCUGGUAUUGCUGCUGGUGCUGUUUGCAGUGCUGGUAUUGCUGCUGUAGGCAGUGCUGCUGGUGCUGUUUGCAGUGCUGGUAUUUGCUGCUGGUGGUGGUGGCUCUGCUGGGUGCAGAGAUGGGCGAACGGAUGGCUCCACACAUCAUCCUGCUGACCUACGGAGACUUUAACCCAAUCACCAAAGGACACCUGGGCAUGUUCGAAGCGGCCCGCGCCCACCUGCACGCGAGUGGCGACUGCACGGUGAUCGGAGGCCUCAUCGCGCCCUGCCACGACUCGUGCAACAAGCACGCGCUGCUGCCAAGUCACCACCGGCUGACCAUGUGCCACCUGGCAGUGCGCUCCUCACCCUGGAUCCGAGUGGACCCCUGGGCCUGCCUGCAGGACAGCGCGCAGUCGGCACGGUCGGUCCUCGAGCAUCACCGCAACCUCCUCAAGCAAAUGAGCGGCUGCAUCUUCUGUGACGUGACCUCCCCCGUGGCGGCGGCAGCAGCGCCGGCGGCGAGCGCGCGCCAGGGGCAGGGAGACGCGGCUCCGCCGCAGGGCAGCGUGGGCCACCAGCCAGCGCCGCGUGGGCCCUCCCCACCCAGCCUGCCCGCUGGGAAACCCACCCCAGGGACAAUUCUCAACAAUCUGGGAGGAAACCUCACGGUGAUGUGCUGCUCACGCCCAGAGACGGACGCAUUCAGCUUCAUCGACGAGAACGCCAACAUGGGGAAUGUGCUGCGUUACGAAGAGAUCGACAUGAGAGUCAAGCUGCUGUGUGGCAGUGACCUGCUGGAGUCCUUCUGCAUCCCCAACCUCUGGAGCGAGAAGGAUCUGAAGAGCAUCCUGGGAGACUUUGGGUUGGUGUGCGUGCCGCGUGAAGGUCACGACCCCUCGCGCAUCAUCGCGCAGUCUCCGCUGCUCAGCAAGUACAGGAUAUUCGUCGCCCACGUUGGCUGCAAGCGGGAAUCGGACUCGGGUCGCCGGCACAAUAUCAUCACUGUCACGACCGGCAAGAGCACAGCAACCUCUGCCAUCAGCUCCACAGAAAGCAGGCUGGCGCUGGCGAGGGGCGACGCCGACGUCUCUCGGCUCCUGAGCCAAGCGGUCAUCGACUACAUCCUCCAGAAUCGCCUCUACAUCGCGGAGACCGGCACCGGCGGCACCGUCAACACCGGCACUACCGCCGGCCCCGCCGCCGGCACCGCCGCCACCAUCAGAACCGCAACCGCCUAAAGAAGUAGCAACGCGCCAUCGUGCAGGCAACGCAGGCCCCCCCGGUCACGACGGUAGCUUCACUGCCACUGGCGUUAGCCGGCACCCGUUAUUCUAAACCCGGCGCAGAGUGGGGAACAGAAGCUUAAACAAGUUAGGAAGGGAAUAAAUCACACGGACGCGUGGAUUCUGUGACACCCCCGCAGCACGCGAUCGGUUGUCCUGUGCAGCGUUGAUUUGGCGUAAGGAAAGGCGAGGGGUGGGGAAAGCAGCGGUCGAGGUAUAUUGAGAGUCGUGCUUUGCUCUCGUCUCCGUCUCCAGGUCCUCGGGCAAUAACCCCAUCGGAUCAAUGUGUACGGUUUUCUCCGGGAGGGGGGGGGGGGGCGAGGCCCCAGUAGCAAUGCAACUUCACACUAAAGAUUUGUUCGGAUCAGAUCAUCUCUACAGGAGUCAUUGUGACCCCCCCCCCCCAUCCCCACACCGUUAUAGACAGACACACGGACACACGGACGGGACAGAGCUGACGCAUAAACACUUUCACAUCCCUAAGCGCGAUUAGAGUGAUGUGAUGGUACAUGAGACGGAAUUCGUGAUGACAUUUAAACCUACCGAAUUUUGAUUUGAAGCUUUCGUGACUGCAGGAAUCCAUCCUCUUUGGCUCUUUCGGUAAAGUCACGUGGAUAGAAAAAAUAAUAGAUGACGGCGUUUCGAUCGCAACACAAGCACCCGUCUUCAGGUGAAAAGAGGGGGAAUCUGCUGAGGCAGGCUGUUGAUAAAGGUUUAGAGAUGGGCAGGGCAGCUAACGUUAAUGUAGGAGCGAGCUUACAUUGACGCUUACAUUGACACUUACAUUGACACUUACAUUGACACUUACAUUGACACUUACAUUGACACUUACGUUGACACUUAUAUUGACACUUAUAUUGAC